Propithecus coquereli (Coquerel's sifaka) is the source of this 4307-nucleotide messenger RNA. RefSeq names its product pleckstrin homology domain containing, family H (with MyTH4 domain) member 1 (gene PLEKHH1). The coding region runs from base 228 to 4307 and encodes 1359 amino acids. Gene Ontology annotation, cellular component: cytoskeleton. The record is from RefSeq and is a predicted model, not a curated record. Lineage: Eukaryota; Metazoa; Chordata; Mammalia; Primates; Indriidae. The transcript has 29 exons.
UGCAGCGAGCCCGCGGGCACCCCUCCCGCGCCAGCCUCGGCCCGCCCCGCCCACCGCGACCCCUGCUGCAGGGGAGCGGAGACCCGGCGGCCGCUCGGGACUCGGACGAGAGCGACGCAAGGUCAGCGGCGGCGGCGCGCCGAGGGCGCCCGUGUGCCGGGUGCGCGGCGAGGACGCCCGCCAGCUCGCGGAAGGGCUCCCUGGACUAUCCAGAAGCCGAUUCUAUCAUGGCAGAACUCAAGGUGGAGACUCGGGCCAGUGUAGACUGGCAGAAACGCUGCCUGGCCCUGGAAACACAGCUUUUCCGGUUCCGCCUCCAGGCCAGCAAGAUAAGGGAGCUGCUGGCUGACAAGAUGCAGGAUUUGGAGCAGAGGCUGCUGGAGGCUGAGCAGAGAGCAGAGAACGCUGAGACCCAGGUGGGUGUCAUGGAAGAGAAGGUAAAACUGUCCAGUCUGCAGACUGUGGACUCAGUGGGCAGCCUGCAUCGGAAAUACCAAGCGCUGCUGAAAGCCGUGCAGGGCAAAGACGAGCUCAUCAGCCAGCUGGAGGCACAGCUGGAGGAGCAGAAGCAGAUGAGAGCUGAGGAAGCAAAAAUUGUUCAAGAAAAAGCUACCAAGAUCAAGGAAUGGGUGACGCUAAAGUUAGCAGAGCUUGAGAUGGAGAAUCAGCAGCUGAAAAGCUGUAAUGAGCGCCUGGUGGAGCAGGUGGGAGCCCUUCAAGAUGCGCUAGAAGCUCUUCAGAUGGCUCCUUCGGGGAAGCUGCUGGUGACCCCGCAGGGAGCCCCAGAGCAGGAUUCUGUUUCUUCAGGGCCAGGACCCCAGACUACGCGCCGGGACAGUGGUCCCCAGGCCCAGGGUCUGAAGAUGGCUGUGCCUGCACCUUCUCCAGGUGCCCUGCGGAGCAAGGACUCUGUUUCUGAAGCAGGAAGCCCCUUGGAGGAGUCUAGUUCCAGUGUCAUUCACUCUGGGGAAACAGCAGAGGCCAAGACCCUUCAACCUCAUCUGGAAAGAGAGGGCUCUCCUCAACAGCUGUGCGUGAAGCCUCAUAUCCCCAGAUGUGGCUCAGCUUCUUGGAGUGAGGGCCUGGUCGCUGCUCAGGGAGGGAUGCCCCCUGGGACAAAGACCUAUGCUAGGGAAGGUGUCCCUGGCAGCAGCCUAACCCUGCCAAAGGCGCGGGCUCCUGGCACCCCCAGGGACAGCAUCCAGGUGGCCAAAAGGCACCACAGCCAGCCCCAGGUGGGCCCCGGGCACUUUGACCACGUGGUGAGCAUUGAGAUUGGGGCCUUCUCAGCUCUCCACCCCUCCGGCCUUCGAGCGCUGGAGGCCCCAGCUGAGUUCCGGGAAGAACCAGAGCAAAUGGAGAUGGAGGAGCUGCCCCCAGCAAGGAGGAAGGAGGAAAGAGAAGGCCUGAAGGCCCCUGGAGCUGAGCUGGAGGAAGUGGAGCUGGGGAAAAAACCGCCCACACCCCCCCUGCACCGGUUUCCAUCCUGGGAGAGCCGGAUCUACGCUGUGGCCACAUCGGGCAUGCAGCUCUCAGAUGUGUCUCCCAAAAGUAUCACUGCCUGCUGCGCUUCAAGCCCUCCUGCCCUUGCAUCCCCUGGGCCUUUCUCUGGCCUCAUCUACAAGAAUGUCACCGUGCCUGUCUACACAGCACUGAAGGGGAGAGCCACCCAGAUCAGCAACGUGCCCCUUGUGGAUGAGUCCUCUGGGUCCGAUGAUGACUGCAGCUCUCAGGCGAGUUUCCGAGCUUCAGUCCCCUGCUCUGAGGCCAGGAAGACCAGUGGACUAGGCAGCCCUCGAGCCAUCAAGAGAGGCGUCUCCAUGUCCUCACUGAGCUCCGAGGGCGACUACGCCAUCCCCCCAGACGCCUGCUCGUUGGACAGUGACUACUCAGAGCCUGAGCACAAACUGCAGCGCACCUCAUCCUACUCCACCGACGGGGAGUCACUGGAGAAGUCGGGCUACCUGCUGAAAAUGGGGAGCCGGGUGAAGACGUGGAAGAGGCGCUGGUUUGUCCUGAGACAGGGACAGAUUAUGUACUACAAGUCCCCGAGUGAUGUCAUCCAGAAACCUCAAGGUCAAGUGGAUCUGAACUCCCGUUGUCAAAUUGUUCGAGGGGAGGGUGCCCAGACAUUCCAGCUCAUCUCUGAGAAGAAAACCUACUACCUGACGGCUGAUUCACCCAGCCUGCUGGAGGAGUGGGUCCGAGUGCUUCAGAGCCUGCUGAAGGUGCAGACCACUGGGCCUCCAGCCCUGCCUCGGGGUGGCACCAAGCCCACAGUCAAGGGCUGGCUGACCAAGGUAAAGCAUGGCCACUCCAAGCUGGUCUGGUGUGCUCUGGUUGGGAAAACUUUCUACUACUAUCGGAGCCAUGAGGACAAGCGACCCCUGGGCCGUCUGCCUGUGCGGGAUGCACGCAUAGCGGAAGUAGAUCGAUCCUGUGACUCAGACGAGGACUAUGAGGCUGGAGGAACCGGCCGGCUGCUUUCCUCCCACUGCACCCUGGUGAUCCACCCCCCAGAGCACAGCCCCACCUACCUCCUCAUCGGCACAAAGCACGAAAAGGAUACGUGGCUUUACCACCUCACAGUGGCUGCAGGUGGCAGCAGUGCCAAGGUGGGCACUGCCUAUGAGCAGCUCAUUGGAAAACUGAUGGAUGGUGAGGGAGACCCAGAUUCCCCGCUCUGGAGGCACCCCAUGCUGUGCUACAGCAAAGACGGGCUGUACACCUCCCUCACCACGCUGCCCUCUGAGGCCCUGCAGACGGAGGCCCUCAAGCUCUUCAAGUCCUGCCAGCUCUUCAUCAACGUGCCCGUGGAAGCCGCCUCAGUGGACUACCACGUGUCCCUGGCCCAGACGGCACUGCAGGUCUGCCUGGUUCACCCUGAGCUGCAGAGCGAGAUCUACUGCCAGCUCAUGAAGCAGACCAGCUGCCGCCCGCCUCAGAAGUACUCCCUCAUGCAGUGCUGGCAGCUCCUGGCUCUGUGUGCCCCACUUUUCUUGCCUCAGCAUCAUGUCCUCUGGUAUGUCAAACAGCAGCUCCAACGCCAUGCAGAUCCCAGGAAUGAAACUGGCCAAUAUGCCACCUACUGCCAGCGGGCAGUGGAGCGGACCCUGCAGACUGGGGAGCGGGAAGCCCGGCCAUCACGCAUGGAAGUGGUGUCCAUCUUGCUGCGCAACCCCUUCCACCACUCCUUGCCCUUCAGCAUCCCCGUGCACUUUGCCAACGGGACUUACCAGGUGGUUGGUUUUGACGGCUCCUCCACAGUUGAUGAGUUCCUCCAGCGGCUGAACCAGGAGACAGGCAUGAGAAAGUCAUCCCACUCUGGCUUUGCCCUCUUCACAGACGAUCCUUCCGGCAGGGACCUGGAACACUGCCUGCAGGGGAGUGUCAAGAUCUGUGAUGCCAUCUCCAAGUGGGAACAAGCCCUGAAGGAGCUGCAUGCUGGAAAGUCUGAGGGUGGGACACGUGUCGUGAAGCUGAUGUACAAGAACAGGCUGUACUUUCGCAGUCAAGUCAAAGGGGAGACGGACCGAGAGCGGCUGCUCCUUGCCUCCCAAACUAGCGGAGAGAUAGUAGCAGGGAGGUUUCCUGUCAACAAGGAACUGGCUCUAGAGAUGGCUGCUCUGAUGGCCCAGGUCGAAUAUGGGGACUUGGAGAAGGCUGUCCUGCCAGGCGCUGGGGGCACACCCCCUGCCAAAGCUCAGCAUCUCCUCCAGCAGGUCCUAGACAGGUUCUACCCAAGGCGCUACAGACACGGGGCCCCCCCAGAACAGCUGAGGCACCUGGCAGACGUGCUGACCACAAAAUGGGCAGCACUGCAAGGCUGCUCCCCUCCUGAGUGCAUCCGCAUCUACCUGACCGUGGCCCGGAAAUGGCCUUUCUUUGGCGCCAAGCUCUUCGCUGCUCAGCCUGCCCAGGUGUCUUCCAAGGAAAACACUCUGCUGUGGAUUGCGGUGAAUGAGGAUGGUGUCAGCAUCCUGGACCACAACACUAUGCAAGUGCACAUCACUUACCCCUACUCUUCAGUGAUGACCUUUGGUGGCUGCAGGGAUGACUUCAUGCUUGUGAUUAAGUCCAUUCCAGACCAGAGCUCUGGAAAAGGCCAGAUUAAGAAGUUGAUUUUCCGGAUGGCUGCUCCCAAGAUUGCGGAAGCUACCUUCAUCAUGGCCAGCUACAUGAACCAUUGCUCGGCAAAUGUGAACCCAUCCACCAACCCGCCAGCAGCCCGUCAGCUGUGGGACCUGGAUGGACGACAGUUCUUUGCUUCUGUUUCCCGUGCUACCAAGGGGCCAACGUUGCUGUGA